Messenger RNA from Musca domestica (house fly), 1015 nucleotides. Its product is annotated as TBP-related factor. Lineage: Eukaryota; Metazoa; Arthropoda; Insecta; Diptera; Muscidae. Gene Ontology annotation, molecular function: RNA polymerase II general transcription initiation factor activity; DNA binding. Bases 200 to 862 code for a protein of 220 amino acids. The transcript is spliced from 3 exons. The record is from RefSeq and is a predicted model, not a curated record. Gene Ontology annotation, biological process: DNA-templated transcription initiation.
GGCGACAUUUUAUUAUAAGGAAGCUUUGUAAUCCAUUAUAUUAGUUUGCUGGCGUCGUACGUGAAUAUGUUGAAAAUGGAAUGAGAAGAAAAUGUGAUUUAUUGACGUGCAAUUAAGAAAUAAACUUCUGAGAAAUAUGAAUUGAAUGUGAAUUUACAGUACAGUAGUUACACGAACAGAUUUUAUAGAAAUCGUUGCAAUGGAUACGACAACAGAUUCAAUUCAACAAUUACCACAACAAAACGUGGCAGUUAAGAAUAAUCCACAUGCAAGCCUUCUACCUCAACAACCUGCAUCCGCGCCUAUCGAAACCAAUGAAGCGCAACAUGACGUAAAAUUACAAAAUGUUGUGGCAACGGUCUCAUUGGCAUGUGAAUUAAAUCUUCAGGACAUAAAUAAUCGUACCAGAAAUUCCGAAUACACUCCGUCACGAUUUCAUGGCGUUGUAAUGCGUAUGCGUGAUCCCCGAUGUACAGCUUUGAUAUUCCGCACCGGCAAAAUAAUAUGCACUGGGGCACGUAAUGAGUCAGAGGCUUCGCUUGGCACACGAAAAUUUGCCCGAAUCAUUCAAAAACUGGGAUACCCUAUAAAAUUUACCGAUUUUCGUCUACAAAAUAUUGUUGCGACCGUCGAUUUAAGAUUCCCAAUACGUUUGGAGAAUCUAAAUCAAAUUCAUGGUCAAUUCAGUUCCUAUGAACCUGAACUAUUUCCUGGUCUGAUUUAUAGAAUGGUUAAACCCCGUAUGGUAUUAUUGAUAUUUGUAAAUGGUAAAAUUGUUUUUACUGGUGCCAAGGCGAGAAAGGAUAUCUUGGAGUGUUUAGAUGCAAUCUAUCCGAUUCUCUUGAGUUUUCGUAAAAAUUAAGCUAUUAAAAUUAACAUGUUAUAUUAAAAAUAAUUAGGAAUAUUUUUAUACAAUUAUGAAAAUUAAAUAUAAACAAUUGAAAAAACGUUUGUAAUUACGAGUGAUAUGCCAGUUUGUACAUAAAUAAAAUAUAAUUCAUUAUGAAACUAGAAA